Molecule: messenger RNA, 438 nt
Organism: Effrenium voratum
Lineage: Eukaryota; Dinophyceae; Suessiales; Symbiodiniaceae
Source: the annotation of a GenBank genome assembly
AUGCAGCUCUCGGAUCCCUUGGAGAAGUACGGCAUGUCCUCAUCGGAUUUCAACAAAGUUUUGGCGGAGUAUGAGGAUGACCCGGCGGUGCAUGAAGCCGUGUCAGCCCUCAUGGGUGCACCGCCUGAUGGCGCGGCCACCGUCACUGAGGCAGCAGCCAACCUCACCCCUGUGAAGUUGCUGGACAUCCACAAGUACAUGCUCACGGAGUAUGAGAACUUGGCCAAGCAGUCGGACAAGGGCUCCCGGGAUGCCGCCAUUGUGAGCUUUGCGGCGCAGGCCAUCGUGUCCGGGAAAGCGGAGGCCAAGUACAAAGUGUCCUCAGAGGACAUUGAGAGUGCCGUGCUGGCACACCAGGGUGCGCUCACAAGCAAUGCCGAGUUCUCGGAAGUCAACAUGAAGCUUCAAAAGGCGAUUGCCAAGCUCAUGGGCCUGUGA